Cutaneotrichosporon cavernicola is the source of this 885-nucleotide messenger RNA. RefSeq lists its product as uncharacterized. Bases 1 to 885 code for a protein of 294 amino acids. The record is from RefSeq and is a predicted model, not a curated record. Gene Ontology annotation, molecular function: cardiolipin synthase (CMP-forming) activity. NCBI's taxonomy places the organism in Eukaryota, Fungi, Basidiomycota, Tremellomycetes, Trichosporonales, Trichosporonaceae. Gene Ontology annotation, biological process: cardiolipin biosynthetic process. Gene Ontology annotation, cellular component: membrane; mitochondrion. The transcript has 6 exons.
AUGCCUGUAACCGCCUUCCUCGGGGUGCCGAGGGGCGCGCGUGUCCUGGGCAGCCUCGCCUGCUCCGCAGCUAUCUCGACGCGACCUCCACUUUUCGCCCGCGGCCUCCGGGGUAUCACGGCCCCGACCGUAUUGUGGGGGAGGCACGGCUUGGAAAGGAUACCCCGACUGGCAGUCGCGCGGUACCUUUCCUCGUCAGCGGCUCGUCGCGCUCCGCUUCCAUCAGAGAAACCGGAGAAAGAGGAGCCGACGGAACUGCACGAGUCGCCGUACACCCUCCCGAACGCGCUCACGGUUGCGCGUAUUGCCGCCUGCCCAUUUUUGGCGUGGGCGAUCGUCAAGGGUGACUUUGAGAUCGCGACAGGCAUCCUCGUCGCGUCUGGCUUGACUGACUGGCUCGACGGAUACCUCGCGCGCAAGUGGAACCAGAAGACAGUGAUCGGCUCGAUCAUUGACCCGAUGGCGGACAAGAUGCUCGUGACUACCCUCGUCGUCUGCCUCACAUACAAGGGCCUUCUACCUCUGCCGCUGGCGGUUCUCAUCUUCGGGCGCGACUUUGCGCUGUCCAUGUGGGCGUUCUACCUGCGGUAUCAGUCGCUUCCCCCGCCCCGCACAUUAAAGCGCUACUUUGACCCGACAAUGCCGUCUGCCGAGGUCCAGCCAACCCAAAUCUCCAAGAUCAACACCGCGCUCCAGCUCACCCUCAUGGGCUUCACCACCGUCGGACCUGUGCUCGCUGGCGCCGGAUACCCGAUCGACGUCUACCUCGAGGGACUGCAGUGGAUUGUGGCGGGCACAACCAUCUGGAGUGGGUUAAGCUACGUCGGCGCGUCGGGGUACAAGUUCCUCAAGCAGCCAGGUAAGAAGCUGUCGGACAAGAAGUAG